GAUUAGAUGUGUUUGUUAUUGGAAAGAGUUUCAUUUCUAUGAAUUAAGUACUGUCUAUCAACAGAUAAACAGAUUAACAUAUCUAUUUACCAUUAACAGAUGGUUGUUCUAAGAAUAAGGAAAGCCCACAAAAUAUAUUAUGCACUUCUCUGUUUGAGCAUUGUUGUCUUCAUCAUGUACCAGUACCUGGGUACUGCGCCCGGUGGCAGGAGAAUGAGCAGGAGAGUAGGCUUGAGUGCCAACUCAUCCCAGUUCACCUUGGAGGGAGAACCUUUCCGUAUUCUGGGGGGAUCCGUCCACUACUUUCGGGUCCCUAGAGCCUACUGGAGGGACCGCCUGAUGAAAAUGAAGGCUUGUGGCAUCAACACCCUCACUACAGAUGUACCAUGGAGCUUACAUCAGCCAGAGAGAGGGGUUUUUCACUUUCAAACAGAGUUGGAUUUAGAAGCCUACAUUAACCUGGCUGCUGAGGUAGGACUCUGGGUGAUCCUGCGUCCAGGGCCGUACAUUUGCUCUGAGCUGGACCUAGGAGGGCUGCCGAGUUGGCUUCUUCGUGACGGGAGUAUGAGGUUGAGGACUACUCACCCAGGAUUUGCUGAGGCAGUCAAUACGUACUUUGACAAGCUCAUUCCAAAAAUGGUUCCUCUACAGUUCAAGAAAGGAGGGCCCAUCAUUGCUGUACAGUUGGAAAAUGAAUAUGGAUCAUUUGCAAUGGAUAACACUUACAUGCCUUUCAUCAAGGAGGCUCUAAAGUCCAGAGGAAUCAAUGAGCUCUUACUGACGUCAGAUAACCAUGAGGGGUUAAAGGAAGGGGGUGUGACUGGAGUCAUCAGAACAGUGAAUCUACAGAAACUGAAUCAGGGCGACAUCAAGUAUUUGAAUGCUAUUCAGCCUAAUAGCCCCAUGAUGGUGAUGGAGUACUGGACAGGCUGGUUUGAUGCAUGGGGAGACCUCCACCAUGUCCUCGCCCAAGAGGAUAUGGUUUCUGCUGUGCGGGAGAUUCUGAGACGCGGCAUGUCCAUUAACCUGUACAUGUUCCACGGAGGGACUAACUUUGGUUUCAUGAGCGGAGCACUGAUCAAUCCAAUCUACAAGGCACUAAUCACAAGCUAUGAUUAUGAUGCACCUCUGUCCGAAUCGGGGGAAUACACACCAAAGUAUCACCUUCUCAGGGAUCUAUUCAGUCAGUACCACAGUGAGAAGCUCCCUGAUAUGCCGGCCCUGCGUUGGAAGGAGAGGUAUGAGCCAGCCAUCAUGUACCAGCACCUCUCUCUGUGGGAUGCCUUGAGCUUCGCUGGGGAGCCAUUUAAAUCACCAACCCCAGUCAACAUGGAGAAUCUCCCAGUGAACAAUGGGAAUGGCCAGUCCAAUGGAUAUACCCUCUAUGAGACCAUUAUAACCAGCGGAGGCUCCCUCAAGUCUGGAGACAAUGUACGGGACAGAGCCCUGGUGUUUGUGGACAGACACUACAUCGGCAUUUUCAAGCAUCAGAAUCUGCAGCUAGCGGUGCCUGAUGGAAAGGGAAAGCGGACAUUGAGUUUACUGGUUGAGAACUGUGGACGAGUUCACUAUGGGAAAGCUAUAGAUAAACAGCGCAAAGGUCUCGUAGGUGACAUUCUAUUGAACAACACUCCAUUGAGGGACUUCACCAUAUACAGUCUGGAUAUGAAAACCAGCUUUAUUGAUAGCCUCAACCAGGCACCUUGGAAGUCCCUUCCACACAUUCCCAGUUUCCCUGGAUUCUUCCUGGGAAGAAUGUUUACCUACGGCUAUCCAAGUGACACCUUCGUCAAGCUACCAGGCUGGGGCAAAGGGGUAGUCUUCAUCAAUGGUUUGAACCUGGGGCGCCACUGGUAUAUUGGCCCACAGCAAACACUCUACCUCCCAGGACCUUUUCUCAACAGUGGAGUAAACCAGGUGAUUGUGUUUGAAGAGCAGGAAGCUGACUAUAAGAUCACGUUUGAGGAGACUCCUGAUCUGGGCAUGGCUGUGGACAUUCAGUAACUACAUUCCCAAGCUACUGUACUUUUAAUAAACAAUAAUAAUGGAUAAUGGAUCUUAUUUUUUUAAAUCGUUUUUUCUCUGGGACCCAAAAUGCUGUACAUUGUAUGGGAA
This is a messenger RNA of Coregonus clupeaformis (lake whitefish), 2115 nucleotides long. Its product is annotated as beta-galactosidase-1-like protein 2. Gene Ontology annotation, cellular component: vacuole. Gene Ontology annotation, biological process: carbohydrate metabolic process. The record is from RefSeq and is a predicted model, not a curated record. Gene Ontology annotation, molecular function: beta-galactosidase activity. The transcript is spliced from 19 exons. Lineage: Eukaryota; Metazoa; Chordata; Actinopteri; Salmoniformes; Salmonidae. Bases 100 to 2004 code for a protein of 634 amino acids.